AUGGUUUCCCCAGUCAUCACAGGAUAUUAUCGUUAUACUGAUAUUUUCUUUGAAUGGCACCAAGCCUUACCAGAGGCAGAUCGGAGUCCCUUGAGGGCAUCGUUAGCGCAAGAUGCUUUUGUUCAUCCUGAUCACCCCCUCCACAAAGAGGGCGUCGAUGGAGCCGAACUCUUCUUGGGGACGCUCCAGAACUUUGAGACGCGAUUGCUAUUCUCCUCAGCACAGGUGGAAUACCUGAGAUACUGGCUGCACGCCAUGGGCCUCACUGAAAACCUCAUAUCUCUUCCUUACUCCGAUUGUCUUCUAACCGAAUCUAGCCUCCGCCACGUCACACCCGUCAUAUUCAAGACCAAAGACGAGCUCAAGGGUGCUCUCAAGCAAAUAGAAAAGAAUAACAAGCGUCUGAAGGGAGCAGAUCCGAUGUUGAAAACGCGUCGUGAGAUUUUUGAACGCGUUCGCACUCUCUGGGUAGAGAAAGUCGGCGUUUGGUGUGCUCUGGACUUCGAAGCAUGGGACAGGGACCACACCAUGCUCACUGAGUUUGGAUGGAGCUUUGUCCGGUGGAUCGAUGGCCAGCAAGUCGAAGAACAGGGACAUCUCAUCGUGAAGGAAUAUCGCCAUUAUACCAAUACAUUCGUCCAGAACAAUCGCGAGCACUUUUCAUUCGGGGACAGCGAACUUGUCAAUCGAGCUACUUUCAGGACCCGCAUCCAGAAUCUAGUGGCUGACCUGCAAAAGUAUGGCCCACUUUUCUUGAUCUUUCACGAUAAUAACCAGGACAUCAAAUACCUCAAAUCUGCUGCCGUCAAUGCUGACCUGCCCAACCUCAACUUCUUACUUCCCGAUGCAAAGCCCGACAGUGGAGUCUUUGUAUUAGAUACGUCCGACUUAUUCGCCGCACUGGAAGGCGAAGGAGGGCAUAACAGACGUUCACUAGAGCGAGUCUGCAGGCAUCUGCAAGUCCCUACUUCAUUCCUGCACAACGCAGGUAAUGAUGCGCAUUACACUUUGCUGGCCAUAAAGGAAAUGGCCUCUGGCGACCCUCUAGAUAUGCAGAGGGAGAAGAGGUGGCCCAACCGAACAGGUAACACUGCUUAUCCUGCUGCUCCUCAGACCGGAGCUGGAGUGAAGGUCAAAUUCGAGCCCUGGGAGGAAGAUAGCGAUUAUUCAGACACAGAAGGUGUCGGAGGACCUAUUAUUGACAAAACCAAGCCUGAGGAGCAGGUUGUAGUAUGA
This is a messenger RNA of Suillus subalutaceus, 1236 nucleotides long. RefSeq lists its product as uncharacterized. The record is from RefSeq and is a predicted model, not a curated record. Gene Ontology annotation, molecular function: nucleic acid binding. Lineage: Eukaryota; Fungi; Basidiomycota; Agaricomycetes; Boletales; Suillaceae. Gene Ontology annotation, cellular component: nucleus. The coding region runs from base 1 to 1236 and encodes 411 amino acids. The transcript has 7 exons.